CCCUUUCGUUCUUCCUUAUGUCACCGUCGUCAAGAAAUCGCCGCGGUCCUCUGUUUCUCGCUCCGUUCCUCCAUCUCGCCCCUCCUUCACUGGACUCUCCAUUGCCUUUUGUGCUCUUCCUCUGCGUCCCUAUCGGCCGCAGUUGUCCCGUGCGCGGGGCCCGUGUGGUCUACAGGGAAGCAAGGAGGCCCAUAGCAACCUUGCACCGCAAGGAGCCGCCUUUGACCUUCCCUUCCCCUCUUCCCCUUUAAAUCAAGCCUUCCCCGCUCGCUCCCUUCCUCCCUUGGUGGAAGACGAGGGAGCAAACAUGCUGACCCCUCCGUUCCUUGGAAUGCGUAUCGACGUAGAGUCCCUAUUGCAACCCGUUUUCCUCCAUGGCUUCUCCGCCUCGUGCCAUCUCAUAUUCCUGCUUUCGCUCUCCUUGUUCUGGCUCUGCAAGCGCACGAGGCACAAGCUGGAGAGUUCCAAACAUGGGGCAGAGAACAGCAGUCCUCUGCGCCAUCGGUUGGCGCUCUUCACCUGCUUGGUUUUGGGCCUGUUCAAUCUUUCCUUGUGCUUGCUCGAUUUCUUCUGGUACAGAGAUGGGUGGAGGUGGCCGCGCGACCGGGUGGCCGGUCGGUUGGAUUUGGCCCUCCGAGCGGCCGCGUGGCUCGCCACAUCUGCUUAUCUCGUUUUGGGAUUCCGGUCCGCGAAGAGAUUCCCGGCCCUUCUCAGGAUUUGGUGGGGGCUUUCUUUUCUCAUGUCCUCUUCUUUCCUUGCUAUAGACUUCUUCUGCCUCAGACAGCGCGCUGCUCUCCCAACCCGCGCUUGGGUAUUGGACAUUGGGUCCUUUCCAUGUGCUCUGGUCCUCUGUUGUGCCGGCUUCUUGUGGAACAGCUGGGAGGAGCAACAGAGCUCUGAUGCGCGGGAGCCGCUGUUGAAUGGUGGUUCCCAUGAGUCAUGCCAUGAUACUAAUACCGGCGGUGCUUCUCUUUUCCGGAAUGCCGGUUUUCUCAGCACACUCACCUUCUAUUGGAUGGGCCCCUUGCUUGCCGCCGGCCAUAGAAAGACCUUGGACCUCAAGGACGUGCCGCAGUUGGACGAGCGCGACAGCGUUAUUGGCGUCUUUCCCAUCUUCAAGAGCAAGCUUGAAUCUUGCUCAGGCAGCAGUACCUCUGCCUCUGAUGGUGCAAUCACCACACUCAAGCUGGCGAGAGCAUUAAUCCUGUCUGCCUGGAAGCAGAUAUUGUUGACGGCCUUGUACUGUCUCGUGUACACCGUCGCCACCUACGUCGGCCCCUACCUCAUCGAUUACUUUGUUCAAUACCUGAAUGGGAACCGCAAGUUCGCUAAUGAAGGCUAUAUGUUGGUCAUGGCAUUCGUCAUCGCCAAGAUUCUGGAGUGCCUCUCUCAGAGGCACUGGUUCUUCAGAUUACAGCAGGUCGGGAUCAGAGUCAGGGCUUCCCUUGUGGCAAUGAUCUACCAGAAGGGCCUGACUCUGUCCAGCUGCUCAAAGCAGAGUCGUACAAGCGGAGAAGUCAUCAACCUGAUGAGUGUGGAUGCGGACAGGGUUGGGCUCUUUAGCUGGUACAUGCAUGACCUUUGGAUGGUACCUGUGCAAGUGGCCUUGGCAUUGCUGAUCUUGUAUGCCAAUCUGGGCAUUGCUUCCCUUGCUGCAUUUGCUGCCACUUUCAUUGUUAUGUUGGCCAAUGUUCCCCUGGGGAAGAUGCAGGAGAAGUACCAGGAGAAGAUCAUGGAGUGUAAAGACACAAGGAUGAAAGCAACUUCAGAGAUAUUGAGGAACAUGAGAAUUCUCAAGCUUCAAGGCUGGGAGAUGAAGUUCUUGUCCAAAAUAAUCAAGCUUCGGGAAAAUGAGACCAACUGGUUGAGAAAGUAUGUCUAUACAUCGGCCAUGACGACCUUUGUCUUCUGGGGUGCACCUACUUUCGUGGCAGUGGUCACCUUUGGGGCCUGCAUGCUUCUGGGGAUACCACUGGAAUCUGGGAAGGUCCUCUCUGCGCUUGCGACUUUUAGAGUGUUGCAGGAGCCCAUCUACAACCUCCCUGACACGAUCUCCAUGGUUAUUCAGACUAAAGUUUCUCUUGAUAGAAUUUCGUCAUUCCUCUGCCUCGAGGAACUGCAAUCUAAUGCUGUGCAGAGGCUUCCAAGAAGAAGUUCUGAAGUUGCAGUUGAAGUGAUCAAUGGAAGCUUCUCAUGGGAUCCGUCUUCUGAAGUCCCAACCUUGAAGGAUUUAAAUUUCCAAGUUCUGCAAGGCAUGAAAGUGGCUGUGUGUGGAAUUGUUGGUUCUGGUAAAUCUAGCUUGUUAUCUUGCUUGCUAGGUGAAGUGCCAAAAAUAUCGGGAACUGUUGGCCUGUGUGGGACUACUGCUUAUGUUCCACAGUCACCAUGGAUACAGAGUGGCAAGAUUCAAGACAACAUUUUGUUCGGUAAGGAAAUGGACCAUGAGAAGUAUGACAAGGUUCUUGAAGCAUGCUCUUUGAAGAAGGACUUGGAGAUCCUGCCAUUCGGAGACCAGACAGUUAUAGGGGAGAGAGGCAUCAACUUGAGUGGAGGACAAAAGCAAAGGAUUCAGAUUGCCCGUGCUUUGUAUCAUGAUGCUGAUAUUUUCCUGCUCGAUGAUCCAUUCAGUGCUGUCGAUGCCCACACAGGGUCUCAUCUUUUCAAGGAAUGUUUGCUCGGCCAUCUAGCUUCAAAAACAGUGAUAUAUGUCACCCACCAAGUGGAGUUCUUACCUUCAGCUGAUCUUGUCCUGUGUAUGAGAGAUGGAAGGAUUGCACAAGCAGGCAAGUAUGCUGAGAUCCUAAAUUCAGGAACAGAGUUCAUGGAAUUGGUUGGUGCACAUAAGGAUGCUUUGGCAGCACUUGCCUCAGUUGAUCUUGGUACUGGUACUUCAGAUAACAAUGCAGAAGUUGGUACCAGUGGCACAAAAGGUAGUGCACGAACUUCUACCCAAGCAAAUGACACAGAUGCACAAAAUGGUAAAGCAGAUGAAGUAAACACCCAGAAGGGGCAACUUGUUCAAGAAGAAGAGAGGGAAAAGGGCAAAGUUGGGUUUUGGGUCUACUGGUCAUACAUUACGAUGGCAUAUAAAGGAGCUCUUGUGCCACUAAUGUUAUUGGCUCAAAUCCUUUUUCAAAUCCUUCAGAUCGGUAGCAACUACUGGAUGGCAUGGGCAGCUCCUGUCUCCAAGGAUGUUGAACCUCCUGUCAGUGGAUCAAUGCUAAUCUACGUUUAUGUUGCACUGGCACUUGCGAGCUCCUUCUGUAUCCUUAUAAGAGCCGUCCUGCUUGUAACGGCUGGAUACAAGACAGCGACACUGCUAUUUAACAAGUUGCAUACCUGCAUUUUCCGUGCUCCGAUGUCAUUUUUUGAUUCCACCCCCAGUGGCCGUAUCCUCAACAGAGCCUCAACAGAUCAAAGCGAAGUAGAUAUCAAUAUUCCUUCCCAAAUUGGUUCUGUUGCAUUUACAACUAUACAACUCCUCGGGAUCAUUGCAGUCAUGUCACAGGUUGCUUGGCAAGUAUUCAUUGUCUUUAUUCCUGUGAUUGCAGCCUGCAUUUGGUAUCAGAAUUAUUACAUAGGUACAUCACGGGAAUUAUCAAGGUUGGUUGGUGUGUGCAAAGCUCCAAUCAUACAACACUUCUCUGAAUCAAUGUCGGGAUCGAUGAUAAUUAGAAGCUUUGGUCAUGAGGCAAGAUUUGUAGACACUAAUUUUCAUCUAUCGGAUGAUUACUCUCGUCCCAAGUUUCACACUGCCGGUGCAAUGGAAUGGCUUUGCUUUCGUUUGGACAUGUUGUCAACUCUUACUUUUGCCUUCUCUUUAGUGUUCUUGAUCUCUGUGCCAAAAGGAGUGAUUGAUCCUGGUAUUGCUGGUCUUGCGGUGACAUACGGACUUAAUCUCAAUAUGCUUCUAACUUGGGUAAUAUGGAACGUCUGCCAACUUGAAAACAAGAUAAUAUCUGUGGAGAGAAUACUGCAGUAUACUAGCAUUGCUAGCGAACCUCCUCUCUCUGUAGAAACAAACAAGCUAGACUCCAGUUGGCCAUCAAAGGGAGAAAUAGAACUUCGUAACCUACAGGUUCGUUAUGGACCACACAUGCCUUUUGUGUUGAGGGGUCUGACUUGCACUUUCUCUGGAGGAAUGAAGACUGGUAUUGUUGGAAGAACAGGCAGUGGAAAGUCUACCCUGAUACAAGCACUCUUCCGUAUAAUAGAUCCUACUGUUGGUCAGAUACUUAUUGAUGGUGUUGACAUUUCAACAGUAGGACUUCAUGACUUAAGGUCAAGACUAAGCAUAAUUCCACAAGACCCAACAAUGUUUGAGGGAACUGUUCGUAGCAAUCUGGACCCACUUGAAGAGUACAAGGAUGAAGCGAUAUGGGAGGCCUUGGAAUCCUGUCAGCUUGGAGAGGAAGUGAGGAAGAAAGAAUUAAAACUCGACUCUGGAGUGACUGAGAAUGGGGAGAACUGGAGCAUGGGUCAACGUCAGCUUGUCUGUUUGGGUAGGGUGAUUCUGAAAAAAAGCAAGGUUUUGGUUCUUGAUGAAGCAACGGCUUCAGUGGAUACUGCUACGGACAAUCUGAUUCAGAAGACCCUGAGGAAGCAGUUUUCGGAGUCCACCGUGAUCACAAUUGCGCAUAGGAUAACUUCAGUUCUCGACAGUGAUAUGGUUUUGCUUCUUGAUAAUGGAGUAAUUGUGGAACAUGACACGCCAGCAAGAUUGUUAGAAAAUAAGUCAUCAUUAUUUGCAAAACUCGUCGCAGAGUAUACUUCGAGAUCUAGUUCAAGUUUUUGAUAAACCAAAUAACUAAUAUUUGAUAUCCAUCUUGGUCCAUGGAGAUAGCAUACUUCUGAUGAUGCCGAAUAUUUAUAGGAAGUUUUGUGUGUGAGAAGCCUGGUUAAUAACUGUUAAGUAUAGAUGUGAUAUUCCUUUUCUUCGAUCCAUAUGGUCAAACACAACACCAAAUUUUCAAUGAAGGCUGAUACCAGAGGCUUACUGCUCUGCUUCUUUGUACUUCUCAGUAUUUAUAGUAUCUCAGUGUCGACAACCGACAUGCUUCAAGUAGACUGAUUUUCUAGCUAAAAUUGAAAUUUAAUUAUAUAUUUUUUAUGAUAUCAUGGUACAAUAAAUGCAUUUUGUCUUUGUUUCCGUUGGCCGAGGAUGCAGAAUCUAUUUGGUGGAUGAUGUCCAGCUUCAACUAAAUUUUGCAGCACCAAUCUAUGAGUCAAAUCUAUUCUGCCACUAUGAUUUUAUUAUAAUGAGGUGUUUGUCUUCAUCAAUGUAGAUUCUGCACUUGUGAGAUUA
Musa acuminata subsp. malaccensis (wild Malaysian banana) is the source of this 5305-nucleotide messenger RNA. Its product is annotated as ABC transporter C family member 3. Lineage: Eukaryota; Viridiplantae; Streptophyta; Magnoliopsida; Zingiberales; Musaceae. The record is from RefSeq and is a predicted model, not a curated record. Gene Ontology annotation, cellular component: membrane. Gene Ontology annotation, biological process: transmembrane transport. Gene Ontology annotation, molecular function: ATP binding; ABC-type transporter activity; ATP hydrolysis activity.